This is a messenger RNA of Protopolystoma xenopodis, 378 nucleotides long. NCBI's taxonomy places the organism in Eukaryota, Metazoa, Platyhelminthes, Monogenea, Polystomatidea, Polystomatidae. The record is from the annotation of a GenBank genome assembly.
AUGGCCCCAGGCUGCGAGUUUCUGGAUAGCCAACUGGAUCUUGAGAAGCAGGAACGCCAAACACUGAUGAAUGAGAACAUAAAAAUAACUGAAGAAGCACAUAACAUGACUGCUGAUCUGCGCCGUGAACUUAAUAAUUUGCAGAGUGAAUUCACCGCCUUACAAGCACGUUGCUCUGAUGCUCUUGUUGUUGAAUCCAACGCCAAAUCCGAGAUAGAAUCACAUCGGCGAUUAGCUCAUGAGGCCCGGGAGAAGUAUGAGCGCGAGUUGGCCAUGCAUGCAAAUGACGUUGAGGUGACAAAAUUUUUAUUUUCAAUUUCUGAAAGGCAACUACGUUAUUGUAAGGUAUUUGAGAUUUACUCACCCUAUUUCGUUUAA